Molecule: messenger RNA, 1385 nt
Organism: Trichechus manatus latirostris (Florida manatee)
Lineage: Eukaryota; Metazoa; Chordata; Mammalia; Sirenia; Trichechidae
Product: olfactory receptor 1K1
Exons: 1
Coding region: 400-1350 (316 amino acids)
Biological process (GO): G protein-coupled receptor signaling pathway
Cellular component (GO): plasma membrane
Molecular function (GO): G protein-coupled receptor activity; olfactory receptor activity
Source: RefSeq, a predicted model, not a curated record
UCAGUAAGUGUUUGAUUUCAUGAGAAAAGGUUUCCAGAGAUAAUGGGAAUCAUCCAGAUUCUUUUGUUCUGUUUUUAAGUUUGUUUGUUUUUUGCUUAAAAUCACAAAGUAUCAAACUUGGAAAUGACCUUGAAGAUCACCUAGAUCAACCUCCUUAUUUUAUAGAUGGGGAACCUAAGACCCAGAGAGGAUAAAGGUUCCGAGAGGUGAACUGGCUCCCCUACAGUGCAGAGCCAGUAUUUAAAUCCAGGUCUGUCUGACUUCAAACCUACGAUUUUUUUCAUAGCCAAGAAGCCUUGAGCAAUGUAGUUGCCCCUCACCUUUGUCCUUAGACACUGGGGAGAUGAUCCAUCAGUAGAAAGGAAUACCCUGGGGUUCCAGGCAAAGAACCACCUGGCCAUGGAUGCUGCCAACGAGUCUUCAGAGGGAGCCCCAUUCAUCCUAUUGGGACUGACGACAAGUCCUGGACAGCAGCGGCCCCUCUUUAUGCUGUUCUUGGUCUUGUAUGUGGCAGGCCUCCUGGGAAAUGGACUCAUUGUGGCCACCAUCAGGGCCAGUCCAGCCCUUCAUGCACCCAUGUACUUCCUGCUGGCCCAUCUGUCCUUUGCUGACCUCUGUUUUACCUCUGUUACUGUGCCCAAGAUGUUGGCCGACUUGUUGGCCCAUGACCACUCCAUCUCCUUCGCUGGUUGCCUGAACCAAAUGUACUUCUUCUUUGCCCUGGGUGUAACUGAUAGCUGCCUCCUGGCUGUCAUGGCCUAUGACCGCUAUGUGGCCAUCCGGCACCCCUUCCACUAUGCCACGAGGAUGUCCUGGACCAUGUGCACAGCCCUGGUGGGGACUGCAUGGCUGGUAUCACAUGUCCACUCUCUCCUGCAUAUCCUGCUCAUGGCCCGCCUGUCCUUUUGUGCCUCCCACCAAGUGCCCCACUUCUUCUGUGACCACCAGCCUCUCUUAAGGCUCUCAUGCUCCGAUACCCGCCACAUCCAAUUGCUUAUCUUCACUGAGGGUGCUGCAGUGGUGGUCACUCCUUUCUUGCUCAUUCUUGCCUCUUAUGUGGCCAUUGCAGCUGCUAUCAUCUGUCUGCCCUCAGCCUCUGGGAGGCUCCGGGCUAUGUCUACCUGUGGCUCUCACCUGGCUGUGGUAGGCCUCUUCUAUGGGACAGUCAUUGCAGUCUAUUUCCAGCCCACAUCACAAUACGAGGCACAGCAGGGUCGCGUGGCCACCAUCAUGUACACUGUAGUCACACCCAUGCUGAACCCUGCCAUCUACAACCUUUGGAAUCACGAUGUACAGGGGGCACUCCGAGCCCUUUUCCCUAGGCAAAGGAUCUCGGCUAGUGACUUCUGAGAGCUGGACUCCAUCAAGGACAGACUGUAUCAUCC